CUGCCAGCACAAGUUGGCUUCAGGAACAUGUUGCAGAUCUUAGUAGAAGUAUUUGUGGAAUCAUCCCAGGAUUGAGUAGCAUCUUCCUGCCACGAAUGAACCCUUUUGUCUUGAUUGAUAUUGCUGGAGCUCUAGCUCUUUGCAUUACAUACAUGCUUAUUGAAAUAAACAAUUAUUUUGCUGUAGACACAGCCUCUGCUAUAGCAAUUGCUUUGAUGACAUUUGGUACCAUGUAUCCCAUGAGUGUCUACAGCGGGAAAGUACUGCUUCAGACAACCCCACCUCAUGUGAUUGGCCAGUUAGAUAAACUUCUCAGAGAGGUUUCAACUUUGGAUGGUGUCUUGGAAGUUCGAAAUGAGCAUUUCUGGACAUUAGGGUUUGGCACUUUGGCUGGGUCAGUACACGUCCGAAUUCGAAGAGAUGCAAACGAACAGAUGGUGCUUGCCCAUGUCACUAACAGAUUGUACACAUUGGUCUCCACCUUGACUGUUCAGAUUUUCAAAGAUGACUGGAUCAGACCUACUUUAUCAUCUGUGCCUAUUGCAAACAAUAUUCUGAACCUUUCGGACCAUCACGUUAUUCCAAUGCCGUCUUUGAAAGCUGCUGAUAAUUUGAACCCUGUUACAUCCACUCCGUCUAAGCCCGGCAGCCCACCGCCAGAAUUUGCUUUUAAUACACCAGGCAAAAAUGUGAGUCCAGUCAUCCUCUUAAACACUCAGACAAGACCUUAUGGAUUGGGCUUUAAUCAUGGAUCCGCACCCUACAGUAGCGUACUCAAUCAAGGAUUUGGAAUACCGGACAUGGGAGCAACUCAAGGAUUCAGAACUGGUUUUACAAAUGUCCCAAGCAGAUAUGGAACAAACGCUCAUGGUCAACCUUGACCAUAAUAAAGACCAUUAUUUAUUGUACUUAAGGGUAUUGACUUAAUUCUUUUAUUACCCAAUUUUUAUAAACAUUUGGAAUGUCAGAUCAUUCUAAAUGGCUGGGAACAAGUGCAUUGUUCAUAUCCAUGAAAUGGUUAAAUUGCAAUUUUUUUCUUUGCAUCAGCAGUAAUCUGUGUAGUGUCACAAAUAUUUUCCAGACAUGAUACUUUACAGGUAGUUUUUAUAGAGAGUCUAUUUCUAUUCAGCUUUUUAUUCACUUUUCUUUAUUUUCCCAAGAAUGUAUUGAAAUAUAGCACAACUCCAUAAGAGAGUAGAAUUGUGACCAGGUAGUAUUUUUCUUCUAAUGAGAAUCAUUUAUUGAAUGCUGAGU
This is a messenger RNA of Apaloderma vittatum (bar-tailed trogon), 1254 nucleotides long. RefSeq names its product solute carrier family 30 (zinc transporter), member 6 (gene SLC30A6). The annotation marks the transcript as partial. NCBI's taxonomy places the organism in Eukaryota, Metazoa, Chordata, Aves, Trogoniformes, Trogonidae. The transcript has 6 exons. The record is from RefSeq and is a predicted model, not a curated record.